This is a messenger RNA of Hypomesus transpacificus, 1825 nucleotides long. RefSeq names its product jumping translocation breakpoint (gene jtb). Lineage: Eukaryota; Metazoa; Chordata; Actinopteri; Osmeriformes; Osmeridae. The coding region runs from base 286 to 747 and encodes 153 amino acids. Gene Ontology annotation, biological process: mitotic cytokinesis. The record is from RefSeq and is a predicted model, not a curated record. Gene Ontology annotation, cellular component: spindle; membrane; cytoplasm. The transcript is spliced from 6 exons.
AACGUUUACAUUUCCAACAUCAUGAUGGUGAGUCAAAAUGGCUGUGGGAUAACGGUGGACUUUGGGCGUAGAUAGGCAAGCAAAUGAGCUCCAUUAGACCGACCAUUGUUUGAGCUGUUCUCCAUUUAACACGCACCACAGUCGUAACCAAGGGGAUUCGCGCUGUGUCUAUUUCUCUAAUAGCAGCUGAUUUCAGCAUGCUGAGUAACGUUGCUAAGUAAAUGAUCUCUUGAUUACAAACCCCGAGGUCAUGGUGUAACUGUGGCGACCCCCACUCGCACGUGUAUGGGAAGGAUGGAGAGCGACUGCCGGAUUCCAAUGAGCUGCCUGCGGCCGCGUAUCCUGGCCCUGCACGCUCUCUUCUGGGGACUGGUGUCUCUCAGAGUGUUUGGUGCAGCCCUGCUGAGUGAAGAGAAGGCCUCAGUGGCCAAGCCUGUUGGCACUCCAUGCUGGCUGGUUGAGGAGUUUGUGGUGGCUGUGGAGUGCUCGCAGUGUAAUGCCUUCCAGUCGAAGUCGUGGGCAGCAUGCACGCGAACGGGAUACGUGGAGAGGAUCAACUGCACCAAGUCCAACAGGGACGAGUACAAGAGCUGCCGGUCAUCCCUGCUGGAGGAGCACCUGUUCUGGAAGUUUGAGGGGGCGAUGCUGGGCCUGACUCUGCUCUCCGCCCUGGUGGUGGUGGUCCGCCAGCGCUCCCUGGACCGGCUGGCCUCCGAGAAGGUCCGCAGGCAGAUCGAGUCCAUCUAGAACCCGGAACCAGGACCAGGACCACCAGAGUCUUGCCUGGGGGAGGCUCUCAGACCCGUUUCCAUCUGGCUGCUUUUUAAAACCGAACCGAGGGGGGCGGGCGGGGGGGGGGGUCAGUUAGCCCUGUUGUAGAGGGUAGGCCUCCUGCAGACUGUAGGAUCUAACGGCACAGUCUGACCCCAGUCUGACCUUAGAACUGUUUAUAUCUCCAGUGUGAAUCUUUCCAACUCUGGACACCAACCAUUCUAGAACCUAACAAUAGGUAUAUAACUAAUGAAAUGCCAAUAGUUUUGGAACCUGGACUGCAACCGUGCUAGAACCAAGAGGCCAAGUGUUCCAGAACCUAGACAUCGAUAGUUCUUGACGCCGGAGGUUCUAGAACUUAGAUGCCAAUAGUUCGGGAACGUAGACGACAACAGUUUUGAGACGGACAGGAGAGUUGCUUGGUGAUGUUCGGAGCUCCGAGCCGUGCUGCUGAGUAGAGAUGAUGGCCGGCAAAGAGGAGAAACCUUCUGGAAGAGAACUUUUUCUCCAGCUUGGACGACGUGUGCAUAAUAUCAGCUUUGGGGAUUUUAAUGAUAUAUAUUUGUUUUUCCCCAGAGUGAGUUUUGUGAAAAUGGCUAAAAUAAUGUGAUGAGACAUGGUAUAUGUCAGUUAUUUGGAUUUUCAGAGAGGUUUAGACUUUAAACCUGGUGUCGAAUGUUUCCCCCCCCAGACAUGUAAACACAAGUUCUAUUUAUAUUCUCUUUCAAACGCACCGUUCCUGGGAAGAACCUGACUAAUCCCACAGGACCGUACGGCUGAAAGCACACGGCUUCCCCUCCCAGCCAUCCAGUUAGUCAGGUCUGUCAUCGACUGAGGACGGGUGUGUUCUUGGAGAGAGUGUACAAGCCCCGGACUAACUACUGACACUUGAGCGCCUAAUGGGUUCUAAAUAGAGGGUUUAUGGGGGUGGGUGAUCGCACAGUGUUAUGUGGCAUGCUUUUUUCAUUUGGGUACACGGUUUCUGGGAGGUGGGACAUCUAAUGGGGUUUAAUGUGAAGCCUUCUGAAGAGGUUUAAUUUCACCAGCUUUCGGU